UGCAUUUUACAUGAGACGACAGUCAGUCACAUAGCGCAUAGUCAUAAUCAUCGAGAUUAGGUUCUUUAUGAAGCCGGUCACCAAUGCACAAAAGUAAAAGAAAAUCGAGGGACCAAUUCAUUCAAAAGCGGCCUGCUCGGAAGGUUGACUAACGUGAGCGGGAGAUUUGAGCUUCGUCAAGGCGAGUGCGAUCCUGAUACUGCACUAAAUGGAGCCUCCUAUAAUUCCUAAAAUGCCUAAAAUACGAGAUUACUAUUCAGACUUGUGCAUCCAACAGUCGGCAACGGCACAGGAUAUACGGCGCGCACAUCGGGUGUUAGCAAUCAAACAUCAUCCGGAUAAGCAGCCUCCAGGAGCAAAAGCUGACACCGAAAAGUUCCGCAUCAUUCAAGAGGCGUACGAAAAUCUCCGAGACGCAUCCAAACGUAGCCGAUACGAUACUUAUUAUGAGAACCUCAAAGAGAAGUGGAGAGCGUACGAGGAAUGGCAGAAUAAGGAGUGUGAACGAGAACGACAAGAAAAAGCAGAGGAGGAAGAAAGACAGAGACAAUCUGGCGAAGCUGAACAAGCUCGUAGACAAGAGGAGACCAAAAGAGAGAGCGGGCUGAGCAUCUCAGGAGAGCUGUCGAGGAGGAAGAAAGAAAACGAAGAGAACGAAAGCAUGAGACUCAGCGUCAAGAACAGGAAGAUCUUCAGAGAGAGAAAAGGGAAGCGCGAGAGAGGCUAAGAAAGAUGAAAGAAGAGUUUGCGGAGCUGCGGUCGAGGGAAGCAGCACGAAAAGCUCGAGAACAACAAGAAA
Molecule: messenger RNA, 799 nt
Organism: Colletotrichum godetiae
Lineage: Eukaryota; Fungi; Ascomycota; Sordariomycetes; Glomerellales; Glomerellaceae
Product: DnaJ domain-containing protein
Exons: 2
Coding region: 209-727 (172 amino acids)
Source: RefSeq, a predicted model, not a curated record